Molecule: messenger RNA, 885 nt
Organism: Suillus discolor
Lineage: Eukaryota; Fungi; Basidiomycota; Agaricomycetes; Boletales; Suillaceae
Exons: 17
Coding region: 1-885 (294 amino acids)
Source: RefSeq, a predicted model, not a curated record
AUGACCGUAGUUUCAAACGAUCCCAAUUGGUGGCCGACAAUCAAUUCAACUAUUUUUUAUAGUUAUUGGAUAGUUGCUGCUGGCGUCGUGGUGGUAUACGAUUGGGCACUCACACUAGGACAAGAGAUUGAAUUGAUCUGGAUACGUUAUAUUGGAAUACCAUAUUCUGUUUCAUCUCUGACGAUUAGUAACAAUGUCCUGGGAAGUAUACCGUUUGUCUCGCUCACAGAUGCAGGGUGCAAUAUUUUGGGCCACACAGGAAAUGGUACAAAUGUGGUCGUAGCUGCCAUGUUAGGCGUCAUCAUGAUUGCUCGCUUACAUGCCAUGUAUCAGGGAUCUAAAAUGAUGCUUAUCUUCCUUGUUAUCAUCUUCCUGAGUGUUAACAUUGUCUGCGGAACAAUCGCGGCAAUACAACUGAAGGAUCUCGUACUAGCUCAUUGGGUGAACACCAGAGGAGUUGAUACUCUCUGGAUCGUCCAUCGGGGACUGUUUCAGAGUGCUGAUACGAUCUCACGUACUUUAUUUUGCAAGCUUGUUAUCAUCUCUCCGGAGGUCCAGAAUUCAAAUGCUAUUGCAGUUCAGAUACUCGAUGGCGCACUUCAAAUUUUAUUGGUUGUGCAGCUGUUUCUGCUGGGACCACGCCUCAUCCUCAGCGUUCGAGAAUACAACGCCAAACUUGUGGCCGACUCCGAUGCAGAAACUAGCAUGAAUUCGAUUGUUUUCCAGGAGCAUUUGAAAGGUCUAGGCAAAAAUAUUUAUUGUUGUGUCACUACUGGAACGAAGUCGCUACUCACCUAUGCUUGCACCAACUGUGCAAGUGCCAAGACAGCUGAAGCGCUCAUUAGUCAGAUGCAUUUACAUCCAUCCGGGCCAUGGAGAAGUUAA